This is a messenger RNA of Penicillium griseofulvum, 624 nucleotides long. RefSeq lists its product as uncharacterized. The transcript has a single exon. The coding region runs from base 1 to 624 and encodes 207 amino acids. The record is from RefSeq and is a predicted model, not a curated record. NCBI's taxonomy places the organism in Eukaryota, Fungi, Ascomycota, Eurotiomycetes, Eurotiales, Aspergillaceae.
AUGCAGUAUACGACCCUUGCCACUCUUUUCCUCGCCGCCACGGCCCUGGCCGCCCCUGCGGAUACUGCUGCAACUCCAAGCAUCGAGACUGCCGACAGCAAUUUCGACAUCGAGGAUGUGCCCAGCUCCAUUCUCGCUGUUCUAGCAACAGCCAUCCCGGACUCAUGGUACAGCGACAUCAUGGACCCGGCCUCGCUCUCCGCGAUGGCGAGCGCCGCUGAAGCUGGCACCUACCCAGCUUGGUACAACGCAUUGCCUAACAGCGUUAAGUCCUGGGCCACAGAAUUUGGUGGCGACCUCGAUGGUGAUGCCUCGGCAACUGCUGAUAGCAGCGCCACUCCGACUGAGCCUGCUGGUAGCAGCGCCAUCGAGACUGGUUCCAGCGCCGUGGUCGUUGGCGCUAGCACCACUGCCAGCCGGACCUCCUCCAACGCUGCUGAGACCACUCCAGCUUCCUCUACCUCGGCUUCUACCUCUGGCUCCGGUUCUGACUCCAGCUCCAGCUCUGCAUCAUCUUCUCCCUCUUCUACACACUCUACUGGUGGCGCUCCUGCUCCUACCGGGGGUGUUGCCAUGGGUGUUGCUGGUGCAGCUGGUAUUUUGGCUCUGGCUCUUGCCCUGUAG